Messenger RNA from Cydia fagiglandana, 1617 nucleotides. RefSeq lists its product as uncharacterized. The transcript is spliced from 9 exons. Gene Ontology annotation, biological process: cell adhesion mediated by integrin; integrin-mediated signaling pathway; cell migration. Bases 1 to 1617 code for a protein of 538 amino acids. Gene Ontology annotation, molecular function: integrin binding. NCBI's taxonomy places the organism in Eukaryota, Metazoa, Arthropoda, Insecta, Lepidoptera, Tortricidae. The record is from RefSeq and is a predicted model, not a curated record. Gene Ontology annotation, cellular component: cell surface; integrin complex; focal adhesion.
AUGCACACACAACGAACGCCGCUACGACUGUGCCUAUGGGCUUUACUGGUCGCGAUAUGUUGGGCUGACCAACUCGCCCCGUUAGCCCAACCAGCGCAGAACCCUUGCUCUAGCAAAACUACCUGCAGCGACUGCAUACGAGUGGAUAGCUGUGCCUGGUGCUUCGCUACCGGAUUCAACGGCCCGAGGUGUUUCGACCCUGCCUUAGAAGGAGGCUCUGCGGGCUGCGAUGAAGCCUACGUCUUCAACCCCGACAACGAGAUGUCUGUAGAUCAUGCUUAUAACAAGGAACUUAGUAAGACAAAACAGCGACUAGUGGCCAGCUGUACCAACGGCCCCAGGUGCUUCGACCCUGACUUAGAAGGAGGCUCUGCGGGCUGCGAUGAAGCCUAUGUCUUCAACCCCGACAACGAGAUGUCUGUAGAUCAUGCUUAUAACAAGGAACUUAGUAAGACAAAACAGCGACUAGUGGCCAGCUGUACCAACGGCCCCAGGUGCUUCGACCCUGACUUAGAAGGAGGCUCUGCGGGCUGCGAUGAAGCCUAUGUCUUCAACCCCGACAGCGAGAUGUCAGUUGAUCAAGCUUAUAACAAGGAACUUAGGAUGCGGUCUCUCUCGAGCUCUAGUUCAGGCUCGCAUGGAGAGUCCGGAUCCUCUGGGUCCGGCGGCAGUGCCGGCGGCCCCAUGCCCGCAGCAGGCUCUGGAGAGAACCUCGUUCAGAUCAAACCGCAGAGGGUCAAUCUGCAAUUACGACAGAAUCAAAUGCAUAAGUUAUCGUUCGUCUACUUGCGUGCCCUAGAAUACCCAUUAGGGCACACCGAGAGCCCUGACAACGUCGUCAACAUGGUGCGGGAGCAGUACAACAAAGUUACUUCGACGGUCGAAAUGACAGACACAUCGAGUGACGCUAUCCAAAUCGUGUAUUAUUCGUCCUGUCUCGACAAAACUAAAGUAAUUCAGACGAAUAAGUGUGACGGAUUAGGGGUGGGUGAUGUCGUGGAGUUUUCGGCUGAGAUUACUUUGAUGGAGUGUCCGAAAGACCCGAGCAAGUGGAAGCAGACAUUCGUCAUCCACCCUGGAGACAUCUCCGAGGGCCUCACUGUGGAGCUGGUGAUGCUAUGCGACUGCCCGUGCGAGCAUCGUGGCCAUCACGCGUACGACGACAGCCCCAACGUGUGCAGCGGGCACGGCAUCUCCACGUGCGGCGUGUGCGCCUGCCAGCCCGGCAGCUUCGGCAAGCACUGCGAGUGUGUUGGCGGCGUCACCGACCAGGGCCUCGGCUGCCGCCCCACCAACGCUACCGGCGCCGAAUGCUCCGGUCGCGGCAGCUGCAUCUGCGGCGUGUGCGAGUGUGAAAAGUUGGCCGACCCCAACGAGGUGAUAUCGGGGCCGUUUUGCGAGUGCGACAAUUUCUCCUGUGAUCGCAACAAAGGUCUUCUCUGCUCGGGCCGGGAUCACGGCGAGUGCGUCUGCGGCCAGUGCCAGUGCAUGCCCGGGUACACAGGCGCCGCCUGCAACUGCCCGAUUGACACCCAGGACUGCAUCCCUCCACAUCAAGGCUGGGCGGAUGCUGAGACACAUGCGACGCGGGCUCAUGGUGAAGGGCUCGAACCCUAA